UCGAAAGAAAGCCAAAUUUCUCGCCGGUAAAUACUUCCAACUCACAAAAAUUGGAGAAAAUGCCGACGGGCUCCGGCCCCGUCUUUGCCGCCACCAACUCCCCCGCUCCCCCGCGUUAUCCACCACCGGCGACUUCAACAAAAAAGCCGGCCAGAUGCCACGUCAUCACCAGAAUGUCCCGUAACCAAAGCCCAUCGAGCGGCCCAAAAUCUCCAACCUCAUCAUCAUCAUCAUCAUCAUCAUCAUCUUCUUCUCUCUUAGCCUCAAUCACCAAUCUCUUAUGGGGCCCUUCUCUCCCGCCUGGGCUCCUCGUAGCCACCGCCCGGACCGCCUGGGAAACCACGUGGCAGCUCAUGAUGGGCCAGCUCGCCCCCUCCGAUACCUCCGGUGGCUACACAAGACCCAUUUCCCAAUUUCGCGCCACCAAAAUUUCCACAAACAAUCUCCAUCUCUACGUUGGCCUUCCAUGUCCAUGGGCUCACCGGACGUUGAUCGUCCGAGCCCUAAAAGGCCUCGAAAACGCCGUACCAGUCUCCAUCGCGGGUCCUGGGUCCGACGGAUCGUGGGAAUUCCGGGAGAAUCCAACGGCUGAAAAUGAAACCCUAAACCCGGGAUUGGAUAAGGCAAAUAGGUGUAAAACUUUGAAAGAAGUUUACAGAAUGAAACGAGGAGGCUACAAUGGAAGAUCUACUGUGCCAAUGCUGUGGGAUGUAGAGAAGAGGGAGGUGAUUUGCAAUGAAAGUUCUGAUAUAAUUCAGAUUUUCAAUUCGGGUCUCAAUGGAUUGGCUGAGAAUCCAGAUUUGGAUCUCUCACCGCCAUUGUUGAAAAGGAAGAUUGAAGAAUGGAAUAGCAUUAUAUAUCCUAAUGUCAACAAUGGAGUUUAUAGAUGUGGGUUUGCUCAGAGUCAAAAAGCAUACGACAAAGCUGUCGAUGAGCUAUUUUCAACUCUCGACGUGUUAGAUGACCAUUUGGGACGGUCACGAUACUUGUGUGGUGAAAGUUUGACUCUGGCUGAUGUUUGCUUGUUUACAACAUUGAUUCGGUUUGAUCUGGUGUAUAAUGUUCUGUUUAAAUGCACCAAGAAGAAGCUACUUGAGUAUGAUAAUCUUCAUGGAUACAUGAGAGACAUUUAUCAGAUUCCAAAGGUUUCAGCAACUUGCAACUUUACAGCAAUAAUGGAUGGCUAUUACAAAACAUUAUUUCCACUAAACCCAGGGAAUAUUCGACCAACCAUUCCUGCCAGUUGUUAUCAUGAAGCACUCUCAGUACCUUCCAAAAGAGGCUCACUGCCAUUCUUAGACAGAAGCAAGCAGGUUUCAGUUUGACAGAGGUAAGUCAACUAAACAUUUUAGUUGAGGAUUCAUCAAUUUGUGUUUGGAUAAUGUCUCAUUUCCCAGAUAAAUAGAACCUCUAUAAUGGGACAAUUGUCUGUGUUUGCAAGUAAUAAAGAAAUCAAAUGUAUUCAAAGGGCUUGUAUAGAACUUAUCUAUAAUGUAUGGCAAUCGAGUAUUAAUAAGAUUAUGUAAAAGAAAUAACAUCUUGAAUUGAGUUGUGUCAAA
Benincasa hispida (wax gourd) is the source of this 1559-nucleotide messenger RNA. Its product is annotated as Glutathione S-transferase family protein. Gene Ontology annotation, cellular component: cytoplasm. NCBI's taxonomy places the organism in Eukaryota, Viridiplantae, Streptophyta, Magnoliopsida, Cucurbitales, Cucurbitaceae. The record is from RefSeq and is a predicted model, not a curated record. Gene Ontology annotation, molecular function: glutathione transferase activity.